GGUAGUGGUGGCGGUAGCGGUUUUUUCACAAGAGGUUAUGUUGCUGCGGCUUCGAUGACGCUCCUCUGACAGCAGUGGCGGUGACGGUGACGGUGGGACGGAGCAAGGGUGGCAACGGUCUCGUUGGGCAGUGUCGAAGUUGGCGCGAAGGGCAGAGAGGUCAGCUGUGAUCUGGCUUUGGUUGCGGUGGUAGCAGCGGAAGCGGAAGCCGCUGCAGUAGCAAAAACAGGGGGUGAGGAGGUGGGGCCGGGUGAAGCUGGUAGUUGUCCCGACUUUGUUAGGCGGAGACACAAAUUUUAUCCUUAUCCCCAUUUUCAUUCAUCUCCUUUUCCUUUACCUGUCACCUUGCCUUACGAGAGUGGUAAGUUCAGGAGCAUUUGCCACUGGCCACCGGAAACGCUGUCGACGGCGUGACACCGGCUUUGCAGUUAGCCUUACUCCUGCCACAGAGAGUAGGCGCCACCGACAGGAGCUACCGUCAUCCGUCAUUAUCGUAGAAAUUCUGAGCCCUCCCUGACGAGAGGAGGGAGCUCCAUCAAGCCCCUCUCGCACGCACGACGUUUCAGUAUCUUGUACCCGUUAACGGGUGCUUAUAAGGCACGCGCGUCAUCUGCCAGACAUCAUGAACGAGCUCGAUAGCCUUCGUCAAGAAGCGGAGACGCUGAAAAAUGCCAUUCGGGAUGCCAGGAAAGCAGCAUGCGACACGACCUUGGCCCAGGCUACAUCAGGCAUGGAACCUAUCGGUCGCAUACAAAUGCGAACGAGACGUACGCUUCGCGGUCACUUAGCUAAAAUUUAUGCGAUGCACUGGGGAAGUGACUCGAGGAAUCUAGUCUCUGCAUCGCAAGAUGGCAAACUGAUCGUUUGGGAUAGUUACACUACCAAUAAGGUUCACGCGAUCCCAUUACGGUCAUCAUGGGUAAUGACUUGUGCGUACGCGCCUUCAGGUAGUUACGUGGCAUGCGGCGGGCUGGACAAUAUCUGUUCCAUCUAUAGUCUUAAAACUAGGGAAGGGAAUGUUCGAGUGAGCAGAGAACUUCCAGGUCAUACUGGAUACUUGUCCUGCUGUCGAUUUUACGACGACAACCAAAUCGUCACCAGUUCCGGUGAUAUGUCUUGUGCUUUAUGGGACAUCGAAACUGGCCAACAAUGUACGUCGUUUAUCGGGCAUACUGGCGAUGUGAUGUCUCUGUCGUUGGCGCCGGAUACACGCACCUUCGUGUCCGGUGCGUGCGAUGCCAGCGCAAAGUUAUGGGAUAUUCGUGAAGGCUCCUGUAAGCAGACCUUCCCGGGUCAUGAGAGUGACAUAAACGCCGUCACGUUCUUCCCGAAUGGAUAUGCUUUCGCGACGGGCUCAGACGACGCGACCUGCAGACUUUUCGACAUUAGGGCGGAUCAGGAGCUCGCGAUGUAUAGUCACGACAAUAUCAUUUGCGGUAUCACCAGCGUAGCUUUCAGCAGGAGCGGUAGAUUAUUGCUGGCAGGCUACGAUGAUUUCAACUGCAACGUUUGGGAUUCUAUGAAGACGGAGCGAGCUGGAAUUCUCGCUGGGCAUGACAAUCGUGUGUCUUGUCUCGGCGUGACGGAAGACGGCAUGGCGGUGGCGACGGGCUCCUGGGAUUCGUUCCUACGCAUUUGGAACUAACUUGGGGCUGUCCCAAGGACGUUUCUUCAAAGAACCAACUACAGUCAACCAAUUUACAGCAUAAGAAUCAAGUACCACCAUCUGACCACCGAGCAAGUCGGCGUGCCAGCAGCCAAGACACUGGCAAACAAUUCGCCAGGUUCACCGGAGUUGAUGCUGAUCAGAAACUUUGGAUACCGGAUUAGUAGCAGUAGCAGCAGCAACGGCAGUAGUAGCAGCAACAAUAACAAUUAUGAGCGUAUGAAGACCCAUGAUAAUAGCGACAACAGCAACGGCGGUGAUUUCAAGAACGUUUUGGGUUAUGGUGGUAAAAAAGAUUCCCACGGCAAGCGCAUCGUAGUUGACUUGACCUGGCGACGCAGUAAAGUCGGCGACAAGGACCACGAAUAUCAACGCUUUUAAGAAUUCUCGAGUUAGAUCAAAUACGAAGAUACAUUGCAGAAAAAGACCGCGCGACGAAGGAUAAGACGUAAGAAUGGAGAACAAGCGCUAACAAGGUCGACAGUUAAGAACUCUGCGGCAUUGGGCGCAGACUUUUUUUUUAUCCUUCCCUUUUUCAAGGACUUUCUUCGCGAACCUUCGAGAUGCACGUGCUAGUUCACAACUUGAUAGUUCUUUUCCCACGGGGGCACUCCCAAUCGAGGAUUCCGAAGUUCGAAGGACGGACGACAAUCUCGCGUCGACGAUCGUCGAGAGAUUUUCAUCUCGAACCAAGGUUCAAGCGUUCACUGCCGAGGAAACACUGUUAAUGUUUGCUCCGGCGAUUAGCUACGAAUUAUUUUUCCCAUGCGCAAAAUGAAAUUUUAUUGAGCGUGAUACGACAUGUAAUCGUAAUAAUGCGUCACGACUCAGAGAUGAGAGACAAGCACAGUCAAGCUCAUAAUCCCAGUAAUGAUGCGUUCGAGUUUAUAUGGCGCACAUUGAACACACAUGUGUAUCGAUGGAGAUUUAUGACACGAAUUGCGUACACUUGCACGCGAAAACGGCGGAAUGAUGCGGAUCCAGCAGCCUCGAGACACAUCCAAGUCACACACAACUCGUCACGCGAGCUUUGCCCUCGUUCAUGAGCACCGUCAAACGGGAGAGAAAGAGAGAGAGAGGGGGGGAGAGAGAGAGAGAAAGAGAGAGAGAGAGGAUCAUUUUUCUUAUCAUGAUAAAAUACGCCGACUUUGCACCACUACAAUUAUUACUAUUACCAGCACCACAACCCUCUCGAUUGAUUAAAUGUAUCGUUAUUUAUUUUGUAUAGAUUUCUGCCAUAGGCCGUUCUGCGUCUACGUUUUUUGCGAGUAUGAAAGCGACUGAACACUUUGUACAAGAGAUUGAGAGAGAAAGCUGUGAGAAUGAGAGUCAGAGGCGCGCGGCCAAUUGU
Trachymyrmex septentrionalis is the source of this 3017-nucleotide messenger RNA. It is a transcript of the gene Gbeta13F, whose product is annotated as guanine nucleotide-binding protein G(I)/G(S)/G(T) subunit beta-1. Lineage: Eukaryota; Metazoa; Arthropoda; Insecta; Hymenoptera; Formicidae. Gene Ontology annotation, cellular component: heterotrimeric G-protein complex; cytoplasm. The record is from RefSeq and is a predicted model, not a curated record. Gene Ontology annotation, biological process: G protein-coupled receptor signaling pathway. Gene Ontology annotation, molecular function: signaling receptor complex adaptor activity; protein binding. The transcript has 7 exons. Bases 623 to 1645 code for a protein of 340 amino acids.